Messenger RNA from Cimex lectularius (bed bug), 1502 nucleotides. RefSeq lists its product as uncharacterized. The transcript has 4 exons. The coding region runs from base 90 to 1211 and encodes 373 amino acids. NCBI's taxonomy places the organism in Eukaryota, Metazoa, Arthropoda, Insecta, Hemiptera, Cimicidae. The record is from RefSeq and is a predicted model, not a curated record.
ACUCAGCCAUUCAAUAAGCAAAAAUACUCUUUUAAUCAAAUGUUAUACUGCACGUUAAUUUUCAAUCAUUUUAGGAUGUUGGCAUUAAAAUGGGCAGUGCUCGUGUAAAGAUAGUAGGGUGGGCUUUAUUCUUUUACUCCUUAUUUCAAAUUUUACUUUUCCUGCUAACAUUUGCUUUCCAUAAAGAUCCCGAUUGGAUAUCAUUAUUUAAAAUGAUGAACAACCUUAUUAUAUUUUCAUCAGCGUUCCAACUCAACAUUGCUGUCAAAAAGGAUAACAUGACCAUCGUCAAUGUGUCGGAAAUUAUGCUCAUCUCGACAUUAGUGGGAUUCGUGCUGUAUACUAUCAUUUUGCUGAUCAUGUUCAUCAAAGAAAAUCGAUACGGCCUUCCCUUUGUCGUUUUCCUUCUUCAACGAACGUUAUUCUUCUGUCUGUUGAUAUUUUCCAUUAUAUCGAUCCAUCAGUACCGAAUAGUGAGAUCGGAGCUCAUUCGUCACGAUAGAUGGUCCGAUAUCACUUCUUCUCGGCGUACGGGCAAAUCCAGUGGCAGUGAUUUCUCGAGGUCCGUCGAAUGGAGUUCGAGCACCACAGAUUUGGGCCUAGGGAUCAAACUCGAUGGCGGGGGGGACCCUUUGAUGGUUAAAGGGAUAAUGCAAGGCCUUCCUGUACCGUUCGGCGGCGUAUGUGGACUUCCCAAAUUUGGAUACGGAGCACCUCACUCAUUUCCGAAAAAGAUCAGGACGGAUCAAAAAGAUGGGCCCCCAGAAUUUAAAUUUCCCGACGAUCCACCAGCACCACCGCCGACAGUCUACAUCGGCCCACCACUGCUUCCGGGACAACAAAAUAUGGGGAUGUCUCAGAUGGGGGUUAUGCCUCAGAUGGGGGUUAUGCCUCAGAUGGGGGGUAUGCCUCAGAUGGGGAUGGGGAUGGGGAUGUCGCCGAUGGGGAUGGUAAUGUCACCGAUGAAUAUGGGAACGGGGAUGCCGCCUGUGGUCCCGAUGGCUCCCAAUCCAAUUUUGCCCCUUCCUCCCGGAACCCCGUCGCCAGCACCAUAUUCCCAAAGAGCCGCCAUGCCUAUAGGUUGCAUGUCUCAGCAACAGCCCGAAGGUUUCCCCAUCUCGCGACCUGUCCUUCCUUUCAGCAACCCAUUUGGAACUCCCCUGCCGCCUCAACCAGGAGGGGGUUGCUGCGGUGCUCCUCCUGCAAAUUAAUGGUCUCAUUACUUUAAAUACACUCGGUUUCAGAAAAAAAAUAUUUUCAUUCAAAUUUUGUAGAUUUCUGUUAGUGAUCACAUAUCACACAAGUCCUACGGUCAUACAAGGGACUGGAGUCCUUAACGUUUAAAACGUUCUACUGCUCUAAGCGGUAGAAUAUGUAGUAUGUAUCUGACGAAAAACCAAAAUUAUUUUAGAUGUAGCGGCUAAACGACUGGUAACAUAAUAUUAAAAAGAAUAUCAAUUAAACUGUAAGCUUUGUUAAAAGUUUGCAUUACAAAUAUUUUA